CUCUUUAAUGACGUAGCGAAAAAUAAUAGAGAUCUUUAUGAGCAUCGGCGGCUCCCCUGGAUUUAUUUGGAAUGGGUCAUUUAGAUUGUACAGUUCUUCCUAACUCUUUUCCGACCAUUUUGUUAUUGUCAACCUGUUUAUUUGGACUGUCUCUUGGUACGGAACUGGGUUUUGUGACGUGUGGGUCCGUCCUUAAACUGUUAAAUACAAAGCACAAUGUAAGAUUACACUCGCACGACGUGCGCUACGGCUCCGGUAGCGGGCAGCAGUCUGUAACGGGGGUGACUUCAGUGGAAGACAGCAACAGCUACUGGAGUGUCCGCGGAACAAUCGACGCCUCGUGUCAUCGUGGCACGCCGAUCAAAUGCGGGCAGACCAUUCGUCUCACCCACGUCAACACGGGCCGCAACCUGCACAGCCACUACUUCGCCUCGCCGCUGUCCUCUAACCAGGAGGUGAGUGCAUUUGGCGACGAAGGGGAAGGAGACCACCUGGACGAGUGGACGGUCCAGUGCGGAGGAUCCGUGUGGAAGCGCGAGGAGGCCGUCCGCUUCCGCCACAAAGCCACCGAUGCGCUGCUGUCGGUGACGGGGGAGCAGUACGGGCGGCCGAUCAGUGGCCAGAGGGAAGUUCACGCCAUGUCGAGCCCCAGCCAGCACAGCCUGUGGAAGGCCAUGGAGGGCGUCUUCCUGAAGCCCAGCGAGAACCUGGCCGGCAGCCGAGACUACAGUCACCUGCACACAGAGUUCUGAAGCCCGCUCUUCUUUCGUUUCCCUCACUUCCCGUCUCUGUCCCUAAUCUCACCUGUCGCGGCCGCCCCUUUUCUCACUUGCCUCUCCCGUCACCUUUCGACUAUCGUCUUUUGAAGAGACAUGUGCCAAACGUCUGUCCCGGAUCAGGGGGCAACAACUUCAAGUUUGAGUUUAAACGAAACCCAACUUGAAUCCUCAAAAAUCCAGCAGCUACACGCAGUACAGCUAAUAGAAUUUGUUGAGAAUUAUAGUUUGCCGGGUGCAAGGAGACAUAAAGGUAUUAAAAAUACCGUUUUGCUCUAUGAAGACACAUUUUUGAGCUUUGCAUCCUCUCAGCUGUUAUUUUGUUAAAUAACUGCCAAUAUCUGGCAGUGCAGGUUUUGCAGAUAAGUAUUAAUUCAUCAAGUAAAUAUUGUGCUUUGUUGGGCAAAAAAUUGUUACACUUGUGCCUUUAUCCUUUUUAAAAUGUGCUAAGCGCUAAGUAUUUAAACUGCGGAGACUUUUAAACUUUUCAAAACAUACGAAUUUGAAUGUGUUUUUAUGGCAUUUGGAAGCCAUAUUACACUCAAUGUAUAAGGAGUAUUACCUUUGUGAAUGGCUUUCUUUUCUCUUCAAUUCAAGCGUUUCAUAUAAAUUAUUUAACACUAGCUGACAUGACAGAAUAUGCUGUUUUUUUUUUCUUCGGAGGUGUUUUUGAAAUGUACAUCAUUGACCCGGGUGCUGUUGUUUGUCAUGAUUUAAACAGUUUUCAAGUGUUGGGAGAAAGUACAGUGUUUUACAUUCAUGCCUUCUGUGCAUGUGUACGUGUUAGAUCAACUCUUUGUUUGAGAGGAAACAAACAUGCAAUGAAUACCUCAUAUUAAAAUGAUUUGUAUGCAGUAUUA
This is a messenger RNA of Gasterosteus aculeatus aculeatus (three-spined stickleback), 1636 nucleotides long. RefSeq names its product stromal cell-derived factor 2 (gene sdf2). The record is from RefSeq and is a predicted model, not a curated record. Lineage: Eukaryota; Metazoa; Chordata; Actinopteri; Perciformes; Gasterosteidae.